GCUGCAAAGGGAUCAUUGUGUCUAAAUUAUACUAGCUAACUAGCUAAAACGUACUAAGUGUAUAGUUAUAUAAUCAACUAGUUUCCUUUCUUAAUUGAUCAGUCCUUUUCAUAGUAUAUUUAUGGCUGCAACAAAUUGCAGUUCUAAAAAACUAGUCCUGAGGAUGGGUAGUUUUGGGUUAAUGUUAGUUUUUGUGCUACUACUCUCCCAUGAAGUUGGAAUUGGGGUGGUGGAGGGAAGGCAGUUGAUAAGGUCAAAGGUGCAGUGUAAAGAACAAGGUUGUUCUUCAUCACAGGAGGCGCCGCCGCAUGAAAAGAGCAGUAAGCUAAAUUAUAAUGUGAGUAGUAGUAAGCUUCCGGUCGGCGGCUUUGGUCGCCCUUCUUCCGAUGUGGCGGCGGCUGGCGGCGGCAAGAAGGUUGUGUACACAUUAGAUGCUUUCCGACCCACGUCACCGGGGCACAGUCCCGGCAUGGGUCAUUGAUAUUUAAUUGCAUUCAGAAUUUCAGAUCAUGUAGUUUGUAUACAGUGCUACGUAUUUUAUACUCGUAUUAUUUGUUUAGUAAUGUAAAUUGUUACUAUACACACACACAUAUAUAUAUAUGUAUGUAUCAAAGUAGUGCGUAUGUAUAAAUAUAUAAGUAGAUACGCCAUAUGUAUGUGUGUGUUUUAAAUUUCAAGCACUGGUUGUAAUUAGCUAUAUAUUUAGCUUAGUCCCUAAAAUGUAUGAAUUGUUCUUCGCUUCAAUGUAAUAUAAUAAUGUAUUACUGUGUAAUCUGUUUUAAGUU
Molecule: messenger RNA, 785 nt
Organism: Cuscuta epithymum
Lineage: Eukaryota; Viridiplantae; Streptophyta; Magnoliopsida; Solanales; Convolvulaceae
Source: the annotation of a GenBank genome assembly